GAAUGAAGGAAGACGCAAACCUGACCAGGUUCACAACGUUGUUCUUAGUCUUUGUUUGAACCUCAACACAAGUUGCGUUGUCGUUGAAACUCGAAAGCGUGAAAUCCUAACGAAGGAAGGAAGAAGAGGAAGUUUUGUUGGUGUUUUCUGUGUGUCUCAGAACAAUGAUGGAAGAAAGAAGUGCCUCCAACAACAGAUCCUCAAAAGGAAAGAAAGAAGACCUUUUCCAUGUACUUCACAAGGUUCCUUAUGGAGAUUCCCCUUAUGUCAGAGCAAAACACGCCCAGCUGGUGGUGAAGGAUUUGGAAGGGGCAAUUGUGUUAUUUUGGAAAGCAAUAAACUGUGGGGACAAAGUGGACAGUGCUUUGAAGGACAUGGCAGUGGUGAUGAAGCAAUUGGAGAGAUCAGAAGAAGCCAUUGAAGCAAUUUCUUCAUUCAGAGGCCUUUGCUCCAAACAAUCCCAAGAGUCCCUUGAUAAUGUACUCAUUGAUCUUUACAAGAAAUGUGGGAAAAUAGAUGAACAAAUAGAAUUGCUGAAGAGAAAGUUGAAGUUGAUCUACCAAGGUGAGGCCUUCAAUGGAAAACCCACCAAGACAGCACGCUCUCAUGGCAAAAAGUUCCAAGUUUCUAUUAAACAAGAAACUUCAAGAUUACUGGGAAACCUGGGCUGGGCCUACAUGCAAAAAACGAACUACAUGAUGGCCGAAGUGGUGUAUCGGAAAGCCCAAAUGAUUGAUCCAGAUUGUAACAAGGCCUAUAACUUGGGCCUGUGCCUCGUUAAACAAGCCAAAUUUGAGGAGGCUCAAUUUAUUCUUGAAACAGUGUUAAAAGGAAACCUUCCAGGCUCGGAGGAUAGCAAAUCAAGGAAACGGGCCCAAGAUUUGUUAAAGGAGUUGAGGUCAAUGUUGCCUCCUCCACAAUUGUCAGAUCUUUUGGGCCUGGAUGAUGAGUUCAUCAAAGGCCUGGAACGGUUGGUAAAUGAAUGGGGCCCAAUUAGAUCAAAGAGACUUCCAAUUUUUGAGGAGAUUUCAUCAUUUAGAGAUCAACUAGCUUGUUAAAUUCCUAUACUUUGUGUAUAGAUUUUUGAUGGAUUGAGAGUGUUACUUUUGUUUAAGAGUGAGGAAUUGAAUGGAGAGAAGAUCUAGAUGUAAAUUAAUAAUGAUAAAAAAAAACAAUAAGACUAUUGUUCUUAUGAACAUCAAUGAGACAUUUUGGAAGCCACUUUUAGUUUAUAGGAUUAUUGGAACCAAAAAUGAAAUGUUUUCUACACAAAUGAAAAAUGUGAACUUUAGCUUCA
Messenger RNA from Vigna angularis (adzuki bean), 1297 nucleotides. RefSeq names its product protein SULFUR DEFICIENCY-INDUCED 1. Gene Ontology annotation, molecular function: protein binding. The record is from RefSeq and is a predicted model, not a curated record. The transcript is spliced from 4 exons. NCBI's taxonomy places the organism in Eukaryota, Viridiplantae, Streptophyta, Magnoliopsida, Fabales, Fabaceae. Bases 165 to 1058 code for a protein of 297 amino acids.